AUGCCGCUCCCCAUCCCCAUCCCCGCACCCCGCACCACUGUCGCCCUCUCCCCUCGCGCUCUUCCACGCUCGCGCCACCGUCGGCGGGUCAGCACGGCUGAGGUGGAGGCGCUUGCCGUAGGCGGGAGCUCCGAGAAGGCCAGCAAGUCCAACGCGAGCGAGGCAAGCCACCAGGGCAAGGGCGUCGGCCACCAGGCGGGGCAAGGGCGCCUUCCAGGCCGCCUCUAUUCUUCCUCAAGUCGGUCAGCCAUGGCGGCAUACACCGGUGGCUGCGGCAGCCACCCAGCCCCCUGCUCUUCCUCGAGUUUGCGUCUCGGCAGAUCCACCUAA
Miscanthus lutarioriparius is the source of this 330-nucleotide messenger RNA. The record is from the annotation of a GenBank genome assembly. NCBI's taxonomy places the organism in Eukaryota, Viridiplantae, Streptophyta, Magnoliopsida, Poales, Poaceae.